Molecule: messenger RNA, 1568 nt
Organism: Jaculus jaculus (lesser Egyptian jerboa)
Lineage: Eukaryota; Metazoa; Chordata; Mammalia; Rodentia; Dipodidae
Gene: Fam43b
Product: family with sequence similarity 43 member B
Exons: 1
Coding region: 543-1568 (341 amino acids)
Source: RefSeq, a predicted model, not a curated record
UGAUGUAGGCAGCCUGGGGAGGUGGAGCCGCGUCGCCUGAAGGAGUCCCCACCGCAGCCGCGCUCUUGGUCUACCCCACCGAGCAGCCGCCAGCCCUGGGCUCCGGCAACCCUCCCUGCCGCCGCGAUUUGGGCGGCGGGGAGAGUGGCAGUCCCCCUAUUGGGGUCUGGGGACAUCCAUCACCCUGGACCCCUGCUUCUCCUGGCUUCUCAGACGGCUGGAGGCACUCCCGGGGUGGAGGCGGGGGGAACAGCGGGAGAGAGCCAUUCCAGGUCGCUCGGCCACCACCCGGGCUUCUCAGCGGCCAGCGGGGCUGGGUACCGGGCAUCUGCGAAGCUGUUCCCUCCGGGCAUUGGGCAUCUCGCGCAUCGACUGUCUGCAGCCACCACCCGGCUUCUCGUGACUCCAGGGCAGUGAGCUUCUCAGCUCCUGUCCCUCCCCAGGCCCGCCGGACAGGACGCCCGUGAGCUCCCCACCGCGCCCCCCCCACCCCCCACCACCAACAACAACACACGCCCUACCCCACCCCCGUGGUCGCCGCGAUGCUGCCCUGGAGACGGAGCAAAUUCGUGCUGGUCGAGGACGAGGCCAAGUGCAAGGCGAAGAGCCUGAGCCCGGGGCUCGCCUACACGUCGCUGCUCUCCAGCUUCCUGCGCUCCUGCCCGGACCUGCUGCCGGACUGGCCGCUGGAGCGCCUGGGCCGAGUGUUCCGCAGCCGGCGUCAGAAAGUGGAGCUCAACAAGGAGGACCCCACCUACACCGUGUGGUACCUGGGCAACGCGGUGACCCUGCACGCCAAGGGUGACGGCUGCACGGACGACGCCGUGGGCAAGAUCUGGGCGCGCUGCGGGCCGGGCGGGGGCACGAAGAUGAAGCUGACGCUGGGGCCGCACGGCAUCCGCAUGCAGCCGAGCGAGCGCGGCGGCGGCUCCGGCUCGGGCUCGGGCUCCGGCGGGGGGCCGGGGGGUCGCCGGCCUGCGCACGCCUACCUGCUGCCGCGCAUCACCUACUGCGCGGCGGACGGGCGCCACCCGCGCGUCUUCGCCUGGGUCUACCGCCACCAGGCGCGCCACAAGGCCGUGGUGCUGCGCUGCCACGCCGUGCUGCUGGCGCGGGCGCACAAGGCGCGCUCCCUGGCCCGCCUGCUCCGCCAGACCGCGCUGGCCGCCUUCAGCGACUUCAAGCGCCUGCAGCGCCAGAGCGACGCCCGCCACGUGCGCCAGCAGCACCUCCGAGCCGGGGGCGCGGCCGCCUCGGUGCCCCGCGCCCCGCUGCGCCGCCUGCUCAACGCCAAGUGCGCCUACCGGCCGCCGCCCGGCGAGCGCGCCCGCGGGGCGCCGCGCCUCAGCAGCAUCCAGGAGGAGGACGAGGACGCGGAGGACGACGCCGAGGACCGGGAGGGAGGUCAAGAGGACGACGACGCCCCCCGGGGGGAGCGCGCCGAGGUGCUCAGCCUGGCCCGCGAGCUGAGGACGUGCAGCCUGCGGGCCGCCUCGGCGCCCCCGCCGCCCGCGCAGACCCGCCGCUGGAAGGCCGGCUCCAGGGAGCGCGCGGGCCAGGCGCGCUGA